This is a messenger RNA of Acipenser ruthenus (sterlet), 1225 nucleotides long. Its product is annotated as granzyme K-like. The transcript has 5 exons. The record is from RefSeq and is a predicted model, not a curated record. Gene Ontology annotation, biological process: proteolysis. Gene Ontology annotation, molecular function: serine-type endopeptidase activity. Lineage: Eukaryota; Metazoa; Chordata; Actinopteri; Acipenseriformes; Acipenseridae. Bases 44 to 841 code for a protein of 265 amino acids.
AAAUGAUCUGGCCCCUGAUGGUACCAUUUGAACACUCAACAAAAUGUUUGCUUUUUACCAGAUUGGUAUAACUGCUACAAUAGCCUUUUUAUAUUUGUCAGCAGAUUGCUUGGAUAUAGGUUCAGAAAUUAUCGGAGGUAAAGACGUUAAGCCCAAUUCAAGACCAUGGAUGGCCUCUAUCCAAAUUGGGAAUUUUCAUAUCUGUGGAGGUGUCUUGAUCAAAGACCAAUGGGUUUUAACAGCAGCACACUGUUCUUGGUCGUUCAAAGAUGAGGAGACUGUGGUUCUUGGAGCUCACAACCUCAAAAAGGAAGAAAAAUCUCAGGAAAGGUUGAAAAUUGAGAAAACUGUCAAAUAUCCAGAAUUUGACAAGCAUCCAAAAUUAAAUGAUUUAAUGCUGAUUAAGUUGAAAACAAAAGUAAAACUAAACAAAAAGAUUAAAACUCUGAGUCUUCCAAAGUCUGGGAAAGACAUCAAGCCUGGAGUGAAGUGCAAAGUUUCUGGAUGGGGAAUAACUGUUAACAACGCCCAAGAAGGAUCAGAUACACUUAAAGAAGCAGAUGUCGCUGUUAUAGACAGGAAAGUCUGCAACAAGUAUUACAAUGGAAAUCCUAAUAUAACUAAGGACAUGUUAUGCGCUGGUGAUAAAAAAGGAAAAAAAGAUGCAUGCACUGGAGACUCUGGUGGUCCACUCAUUUGUAAAAAUACAUUCACAGCAAUUGUCUCUGGUGGAAAUAAUUGUGGAAACCCAGAAAAGCCUGGUGUUUACACACUUCUGUCAGAUAAAUAUCUACCCUGGAUUUCCAAGACUAUCCAAGCAAAUGCUAACAUUACAAAGUAAAAGAAAAAAAACAUGUGUGAAAUAUGUAGUGCAUUUGUGAAUCAAAAAAUAUAGAAUUUGAAUAUUUUCAUAUCUAAUUGUUUUACAUUAGCACAUAUUUCUAAUUGUAAUUUAUACUGAAAGUUCAGUAUAACUGUAAUCCAAAGUUUUAAAAUCCAUUUCUUGAAGGCCUUUUACUUAUUUUAAUUCAUGUUCUACAGAUUAUUCAAGUACAACAAUGUAGUUCAAAAACAAUAAACAUGUUUCUUGAUGGAAUAUAAUCACUGCUUGCAGUAACCAUUCGAGUGAGAUCUAAACCACAGGAAGUGGUUUUGUACCAGGAAGAAGCAGAGAUUUACUUCUAGUGUUGACUUUUGUAUAAAUUGCAUAAAAAAGCCAAAUAUC